Molecule: messenger RNA, 756 nt
Organism: Pleurotus ostreatus (oyster mushroom)
Lineage: Eukaryota; Fungi; Basidiomycota; Agaricomycetes; Agaricales; Pleurotaceae
Exons: 4
Coding region: 1-756 (251 amino acids)
Source: RefSeq, a predicted model, not a curated record
AUGUUGGUGGUCCGCACUGGGAACAUCAAACUUCGCCAAGAAAGAUUGGUCUUGGGGGUCACGCGGGCCACGCAAUGCAAGCUUAGGAAGGUCGCGCAAAACGACGUUUUCCGACUUUCCGCUUGCUCGCCUCUUUGCUCAGUCCUGGAUCGUAGUGCGGAAGCUAUAGCGAACGAGAUACCUAAGGAACUGAUUUGCGACUAUUGGUCAUUUGACUCCUCGGAGGCACCUGUUUUGCGACCUCGAUACACUAUUCAUCUUACCGAUAAUCACGACUGGAAGAUCUACAACAAUCCUCCAGACGACCAAAAACUUUUCAAGGAGAUGGUACCGUUCGUAGCCUUUGUUAACGACUCCCAGACUCUUCGUAUCGGGACCCAGCUAUACGCUCGACGAGGAGAGAACUCGCUUGAUGCUAUCCAAGGUGAAAAAGCGACCGCAUACGUAGAAGAAAUCGCUAGGCGCGACGACAUCGUCAUUCUCGCAUCUCGAUUUAGGCUGAACAAUCGCAUCUUAGAACCAUUCCAGGACGCGGAGACGAUAGCGGAUACCGAGGAUUAUUCUGAAGAUGAAUCUUUACGGAUCCAGAGGACGACUAUGAAUCAUGGAGCGAAACUUCGUCUGUUCACUCUGGCUCAGAUGAAGAACAAGAUUGGCACUCUAGCUCCGACUCCGACAGUGACGAAUCGGCCGAUGGAGCUUAUUCUCUUCAUGAAGCCAACAACUCUGAAUCAAACGAUGAGACAGAAGCUAUAG